Molecule: messenger RNA, 2134 nt
Organism: Aspergillus versicolor CBS 583.65
Lineage: Eukaryota; Fungi; Ascomycota; Eurotiomycetes; Eurotiales; Aspergillaceae
Exons: 3
Coding region: 237-1709 (490 amino acids)
Source: RefSeq, a predicted model, not a curated record
CAGAUGCAAAUACCCGAAGUACAGCGAGAGGACGGAAACUUCUGGAGACCACAUAGUACUUGUGUACACUGCCAGACAUCGGCCGACAGUGAGGACUGAGGAGAACUGGGGUAGAUCUGUCAAAUCAGCGUGGACAUCGUAAUCUUGCAAGGCGCUGACGAAUAUGGAGCCACCACUGCCUGAAGGCCUGGACUGUUGUGUUUAUCUUCAGCAAGGGCGCCCCGCAUUUUAUUGCAAUGAGUCAUCCUGGACACUCUUCACAACCGCUUUGUGUCAAUUGUCAAACCAAGAGACAACAUCUGCAAAAACAACCAAUCCUCAGUUUUGAACAGGAAGCCGUGCACUUUAUUUUGCUUCGCGGCUCCUCUUCUUGGCUGACUUGUGAGGACUCCAGGGGAGCCAGGGUCUUGAGACCUUGUUCUUUCUUUCUCAUCUCUCCCCAGUCAUUCUUGGACAUCCUGCCAGCCAUGAUGCGCACGAUAAAUUGCAGCAACACACUCUCUGUGGAUAUUCGUGUCAAAAAGCCCCCGAACGCAAAUGCUAUACAAAACUAUGUCUCGUCCUUUGCAACAGGCGAGAAGAUCGAGGGUGUUGUCUCAAUCGUCUCACAAAAUGAUCUCAGCUUUGACAAUCUUUACAUCUCAUUUAUAGGGGAACAAAGUACGGAUAUCCCCAGUAGCAUUCCUGAUAAAGCACAUCGACAAUUUUUAAAGCUUGAACAACCAAUCGAUGAAUCUGCUAUUCCAAGUUCCAAGGUCUUUAAAAAUGGGCGGAGAUAUGAAAUCCCCUUCAACUUUGAAGUCACGGACUAUCUCCCUGCCUCUUCCUGCCGUCACUCUGCCAAUCCCCUUAUCAAGGCUGCCCAUCUCCACCCUCCUCCAAGCUGUGGUGAUGCUAGUAUAUCAGGAUUCGGCGGUAAACUGCGGGAUGACUUUGCACCGUCUGGGUGCAAUGUCAACUAUUCUAUCUAUUUCAAACUCGAACGACCCAGUAUAACAACUGGCUUACAGGAGACUAUCAUGGCGAAAAGGCUCAAGGUGCGAGUCAAGCCAGCUGUUGGCGAUGUGCCGCUUCCAGAUUUUCCACUGGGUAGCCUCGCCGAUGAAUACAGCCUCCACCAUGAAGAGCUCAUCCAUAGCAACUUCCCUAAACGCGUGAUCGGCCACUUAGCCAUGACGUUGGAGCAACCGGAGUGCUUCUACCAUCCCCUGCGAGAUCCAAUUAGGUUGAUCAGCAAAGCUAUCCGCAUUUUCCUAGUAUACAGACCUUCUAAUCCGGCUGAUUCAAAACCACCGGAUCUCAAGUCUCUCCGAGCCCAGAUAAUUGCGACAACUAUAUACACCACAAACAUUGACGAUACCCAUCCCCCUUCCAGGAAGAAGGACUUUCUCAACCGCCCAAUCAACUUCCGUGACGCCGAGCUUCCAUUGUCCAUUCCUUCUCUUCCGCGGCUACGCUGGACGCAGGACGAGAUGGGGAGCUAUACAGCAACCCUACUAGUCCCAGUGACUCUACCCAAAGACAAGAGCUUUAUUCCAACGUUUCAUUCCUGCUUGAUAUCGCGAGUAUACAGUCUUGCGUUUCAGCUUUCUGCCCAGGGUACAUCUUCGCCAUUCCGACUACGGGCUGCGAUGCAGAUUGCUGCAGAACGAGAUCCGUCUGCAUUGCCUUCGUAUAAUGCUUCUUUAGGAGUUAUCGAUACGGCUUGAUGAUGGGUUUUGCAUUAAUGAGUUUACGAGAUGUGUUUUGCAUUGGUUAGUUUUUUGGGUGUAUAGUAUAAUAUAAUAAGCCUAAUUUCUCACCUAAGUUCCUUGCUACUAUGUUGCCCGCUUUCUUGAAAAAACGACAGGACCCCGGGACCAUCUACAGACUUCUAGGUCUGACAUUUCACUGCAUAGAUACCAAUAGCCCUAACUGCGGGCAGAUUAUCGGGGCUGCAGUGGGAGCUGUAAAUCUCGAGUAUAUCUGGCCUUUGCACCUUGCUACUAUCUGAGCAGACUUGUUCUAACUACUAUGUAUGAUUGGAACACUAGAAUAGCUUGUGGGAGUCUACCUACAGCAAUAUACAGAGGAAACGUGACUUCCCAAUUAGGCUGCAGCCUCUCCGCACUACCACAACUUCUGAUCUCCACCU